Messenger RNA from Xylona heveae TC161, 1062 nucleotides. Its product is annotated as 2-dehydropantoate 2-reductase. The transcript is spliced from 2 exons. Gene Ontology annotation, cellular component: mitochondrion; cytoplasm. Lineage: Eukaryota; Fungi; Ascomycota; Xylonomycetes; Xylonales; Xylonaceae. The record is from RefSeq and is a predicted model, not a curated record. Gene Ontology annotation, biological process: pantothenate biosynthetic process. Bases 1 to 1062 code for a protein of 353 amino acids. Gene Ontology annotation, molecular function: 2-dehydropantoate 2-reductase activity; NADP binding.
AUGGAGCACCAAGUUCAGUCUCGCAUCCAUGUCCUUGGGCUGGGGAGCAUCGGCACGUUUGCCGCUCAUGCACUUGCAGAAAUCCCGGAUCAUCCACCUGUCACGUUGUUACUGCACCGCGAGUCGUUGGUUGAUGCAUACUUUCAGAAUGGAAGUCAAAUUGCACUCAAGACCAGUGACGGAGAUACAGUGAGGCAUGGUGGUUAUGAUUUGGAAGUUCUGCGGGAUGGAGAGUGGUAUCAUGCGACGACCUCUGCAGCAGCCGGCUCGAUGGCCACCGAACCCAUUCAGCACCUCAUCAUCUCAGUCAAAGCAACGCAGACGGUCAGCGCACUUGAGCCCCUCCGCUCCCGAUUAACGCCCGCCUCGACCAUUCUCUUUCUUCAAAACGGCUGUGGCAUGAUCGACGAGGUCAAUACGUAUCUGUUCCCAGACGCGUCAGCACGCCCAAAUUACAUUACUGGCGUCAUUUCGCACGGAAUCUGUUUCAACCGGCCCUUCGAUAUUACGCAUACGGGCUUUUCGGCGACUUCGUUGGGCAUGGUGCCAGACCAGAACAAAGCCAUUGACGACCCAUCACGAUCACGACCGUUACUUCUUCGAAGCCUUCCGCUCGUUUCCCGCCUCAAUGCGACUGCCUAUGCCUAUCACGACGUCCUUCAAAUACAGCUCGAAAAAUUGGCCGUCAACGCGUUUUGCAACCCGCUCUGCGCCCUGCACGAUGCUAAGAACGGCUUCCUAUUCACCCUACCGGAGAUGCGGCGGAGGAUCCUUACCGAGAUCUCGCACGUAGCGUGUGCCCUCCCUGAGCUGAAAGAUGUGCCGGGCGUGGCGGAGCGUUUUGCCUUUACGCGGCUUGAGAACACUGUCAAUGCAAUUCUUGAGAAGACGAAAGAGUCGACAUGCUCGAUGGUAUGGGAUCUUAGGGCAGGACGGGAGACCGAGGUGCUCUUCAUCAACGGGUACUGGUCGCGCCGAGGGAGAGAGACGGGCGUACCCACGCCCGUCAAUGAUACGCUGGUCCGGCAGAUACUCGAAAGGCAAGCCCAACAGCAACUGUGA